Molecule: messenger RNA, 2900 nt
Organism: Fundulus heteroclitus (mummichog)
Lineage: Eukaryota; Metazoa; Chordata; Actinopteri; Cyprinodontiformes; Fundulidae
Product: NLR family CARD domain-containing protein 3
Exons: 8
Molecular function (GO): protein binding
Source: RefSeq, a predicted model, not a curated record
UAGCAGAACUCAGUCUGGUUCUCCUUCAGCUUUAAUUCUUCAUAUUUUAAAACAAUAUUUUUAUUUUCUAACAGACGGCUGAAACUGACAGAGAAGCAGGAAGUUAAAACCUUUGUUUUCUUAGCGGGAAUCUUGGACCGACCCGUUUGUCCUGAUUCUUUAGCUGUGAGCUCAAAGUCAGUUCCUGUUUUCUCUCAGACUGACUGAAGCCACAAGAUGGAGGAAUGUGAUCAGAACCAGGAGGACAAAGCAGAGCAGCUAUAAUAAUGAAGCUGACUGAAGUCCAGAAGAUGGAGGAUUGUGAUCUAAAGGAGGACAGAGCAGAACCUCCAGGAUCCAGCUGUCCAUCUAUGAGGAGUGACUGGUCCAAAGAUAAACCUCCAGACUUCAGUGAAGAACCUGGACCCUCAGAAGGUCAGAACCACAGACAGAGAGCAGAACCUCCAGGAUCCAGCUGUCCGUCUAUGAGGAGUGACCGGUCCAAAGAUCAGAAUCCAUUCUUCAGUGCUGAACCUGGACCCUCAGACUCAGAGUAAGAAACCAGUUUCUAACUGAUGGAUGUGACUCUGCAGAGAAAUAAAAACAUAAUAUUGACUCAGUCUUCAGUUUAUAAACUAAAAAGCAGCUGUGCUCCAGCAGAUGUUGGUCUGCAGGAGGUUCUAGAGGAACAUAAGAUCAGUCUGAGGAGGAGAUGUGAACGUGUGACUGAAGGAAGUGAUGAACCAGGAAGUAGAACCCUCCUCAACAGGAUCUACACUGAUCUCUACAUCACAGAGGGACAGAGUGAAGAGGUUAAUACCCAACAUGAGGUGAAGCAGCUGGAGAGAGCUUCCAGGAUCCAGAACCUCCAUGACUCUCCAAUCAGGUGCCACGACAUCUUUAAAGCCUUACCUGACCAACAUGGAGCCAUCAGAGUGGUUCUGACCAACGGCGUCGCUGGUGUUGGAAAAACCUUCUCAGUGCAGAAGUUCACUCUGGACUGGGCCGAGGGCUUGGAGAACCAAGAUGUCCGUGUGGUGGUUCUGCUGUCGUUCAGGGAGCUGAACCUGAUCAGAGGUGAGCAGCACAGUCUUCUCACGCUGCUCCAUGUUUUCCAUCCAACCCUCCAGAAGCUCCCAGCAGAGCAGCUGGCUGCCCACAAACUUCUCUUCAUCUUUGACGGCCUGGAUGAAAGCAGACUUUCUCUGGACUUCAACCACAGUCGGCUUGUUUCUGACGUCACACAGAAGUCAUCAGUCGACGUUCUGCUGACAAACCUCAUCAAGGGGAACCUGCUUCCCUCGGCUCUGGUCUGGAUCACCUCCAGACCUGCAGCGGCCAAUCAGAUCCCUCCUUCAUGUGUUGCCAGGGUAACAGAGGUACGAGGCUUCACCGACGCCCAGAAGGAGGAGUACUUCAGGAGGAGGUUCAGUGAUGAAGAGCUGUCCAGCAGAAUCAUCUCCCACAUCAAGACCUCCAGGAGCCUCCACAUCAUGUGUGGAAUCCCAGUCUUCUGCUGGAUCACUGCUACGGUUCUGGAGAACAUGUUGACCACAGAGCAGAGAGGAGAGCUGCCCAAGACCAUGACUGACAUGUACUCUCACUUCCUGCUGGUCCAGACCAGGAGGAAGAAGAACAAGUACCAUGAAGGACAUGGGAGGAGUCCACAGGAGCUGAUGGAGGCUGACAGGGAAGUUCUCCUGAAGCUGGGGAGGCUGGCGUUAGAACAUCUGGAGAAAGGAAACAUCAUGUUCUACCAAGAAGACCUGGAGCAGUGUGGUCUGGAUGUCACAGAGGCCUCGGUGUACUCAGGAGUUUGUACAGAGAUCUUCAAGAGAGAGAGUGUGAUGUUCCAGAAAGCAGUCUACUGCUUUGUUCAUCUGAGCAUUCAGGAGUUUCUGGCUGCAGUCUACAUGUUCCACUGCUUCACCAGCAGGAACACAGAGGUGGUGAAGAAGUUCCUGGGGGGAUACUAUAGUUACUCUCUGGAGGACUUCAUGCACAGUAUCAUGUAUAAAUCCCUCAGAAGUAAAAAUGGCCACCUGGACCUGUUUGCUCGCUUCCUUCAUGGCCUCUCUGUGGAGUCCAACCAGAGACUCUUAGGAGGCCUGCUGGGUCAGACAGAGAACAGUCCAGAAACCAUCCAGAGAGUCAUCAACAACCUGAAGGAGAUGAACACUGAUGAUAGAAUCUCUCCAGACAGAAGCAUCAACAUCUUCCACUGUCUGAUGGAGAUGAAGGACCUCUCAGUUUAUCAGGAGAUCCAACAGUUCCUGAAAUCAGAGAACAGAUCAGAGAAGCUCUCUUUGUUCCAGUGCUCAGCUCUGGCCUUCAUGCUGCAGAUGUCAGAGGAGGUUCUGGAUGAGUUGGACCUGGAGAAGUACAACACAUCAGAAGCAGGACGACUGAGACUGAUUCCAGCUGUGAGGAACUGCAGAAAGGCUCGACUUAUUGGCUGCAAACUCUCAGAGACUGAAGUUGAAGUUGUAGCCUCAAUUCUGAAGUCUAACCCCUCUCAUCUGACUGAAGUGGAGAUAAGAGAGAUCGAUGGAGUGAAAGACUCUGGAAUGAAGAAUCUGUGUGAGAUACUGAAGAGUUCAGUCUGCAGAGUUAACAUCCUGAGAUUGAGGAGCUGCAGUUUGUCAGAGAUCAGCUGUUCUUCUGUGGUAUUGGCUCUGAAGUCCAACCCCUCCCAUCUGACAGAACUGGACCUGAGUGACAACAACCUGAAAGAUGCUGGAGUGAAGGAGCUCUGUGGUUUUCUCCAGACUCCCCUCUGCAAACUACAGAUAUUGAGAUUAAUUGGCUGCAGUUUGUCAGAGAUCAGCUGUUCUUCUGUGGUUUUGGCUCUGAAGUCCAACCCCUCCCAUCUGACAGAACUGGACCUGAGCUGGAACGACCUGAAAGAUGCUGGAGUGAAG